UACCGGCCGGCCCGGAACGACGAGUUGGAGCACUGCGUUUCCUGAUAGACCACAUUGGCUGUCACUUCCGCCCAAGGAUUUGGAAUACCCGUGGCGCUUUGGCUACGAACAGCAGGAAAGGCACUUCCGGUGCCUGUUGCCAAGGCGCCGGCCCCUUGGGCCUAAAGGAGCGACAUUAUUGGCGUUGUCCUCUCCCCCCUACCUGGGGGUCGAGAUGUCGGGGCUCAGCGACCCAGAGAGAGAGGGCUGUCGUAACAUGCUCGGCCUACUGGAUAACGAUGAUAUCAUGGCCCUAUGCGACACCAUCACAAACCGCCUUGUGCAGCCUGAGGACCGCCAGGAUGCCAUUCGUGCAAUAUUAGCAUAUAGUCAAAAUGUAGAAGAACUUCUGAAGCGUAAAAAAGUCCACCGAGAUGUCAUAUUUAAGUACUUGGCAUCACAGGGAGUUAUUAUACCUCCAGCUACUGAAAAACACAGUCUUAUCCAGCAUGCAAAGGAUUACUGGAAAAAGCAAUUACAUCUGAAAUUGAAGGAAACACCAGAGCAAGUUAAGACCUCUAUGGAUAUUAAAAUCUUUCAACAGCAGGAGAAAGAAGAUAAAACUGAAAAAGUUGAUUUUCGUCAGUUAGGGAAAGAAUUCUGUCACUGGUUCUUUGAACUUCUUAAUUCUCAAAAUCCUUUACUCGGACCACCUCAAGAUGAAUGGGGACCGCAGCACUUCUGGCAUGAUGUCAAGCUUAGGUUUUACUACAACACCUCUGAACAAAAUGUGAUAGACUACCAAGGAGCAGAUAUCGUGAGCCUUCGUCUGCUGUCACUAGUGAAAGAAGAAUAUCUUUUUCUCAGUCCCAACCUAGAUUCCCGAGGAUUGAAAUGUGCCUCUUCUCCCCAUGGUCUGGUUAUGGUUGGAGUUGCUGGGACUGUCCACCGAGGGAACACUUGCUUGGGCAUUUUUGAACAAAUUUUUGGACUCAUCCGCUGCCCUUUUGUGGAGAAUACUUGGAAAAUCAAAUUUAUCAAUCUGAGAAUUAUUGGAGAGGCUUCUCUUGCUCCUGGAGCAUUAAUGAAACCAGCUAUUAAAUUUGAACCAAGUGAUCUAGAGGCCUUUUAUAAUGUAAUCACUCUAUGUGGUACCAGUGAAGUACAUCAUAACGUAAGGUAGGCAUUGGGUUGUGGAACUGAAGACCAAGCUGUAUGUGGUGGAAAGGAAACAUUGUUGAACAAAAGAGAACUGAGUUCAGGUUACCCUCUAAAGCAGUAAGAACUGUAUGGCAGUCUAUAAAGAAACUCUUCCAGGUACUACAUUGACAUAUUUUAGGUGAAAUAUCUUUUUUGACUACAGACAUACAUUAUGUGAAUACUUGCCUCUUUCUACUUCAAGUUGCAGCAAAUGUUCUGAGGGCUUAAUGCAGUUCAUCAAAUAAAUUCCACUUUAGAUGUUAUAAACAUUGUGCCUUAGAAACCAGGUAAUAUUUUAUUUUACUGAGUGAGUAUUCUGCUAAUGGGUGUGCUUUUCAUGUGGGAAAGGAGUAAUGUGUUCAAGGCUUCCCCUUUUCAAAUUUCUUUUAGCAGUCUGAAUAAUUUUACAAACACAUCAUAAUGACAAUACUGUUUUUUUAAAAGUACAUGUAUUAGAGACGUUUAAUGUGAAAUCGAAGUUAAUAUUCUAGAAAACUUGAGUGAUAUGCAUGUACUUUUUAUGCAGAAAGCCCAAUAACUUAGCAGGUAUAAAAAGAAUUGCCUUUUUAAAAUUUGAAGAACAUACUUCGAAGUUACCUACUGUAGUCCAAACUAAAUAUCUUAUAACGUGCAACACUUCAGGAACUGUUUUAGACAAUGAUAAGUGCUGGGCUCAAGACAGACCUUAUCGUGUAAGGCUUUAAUAGUUUUAUGGAGUAUUUAUUGUAACACCAUAUAAAGGAAACACACUGUUGAAAUUUUUCAAAAGAUGUGCCCAAUUUCUAACCUCCAAGUGAAUUACUGUUUUCCUCUUGGUUGAUGUUGGAUGAGGUGAACAAAAAAAAAUUACAAUGUAAGAGCAUACGCCCUCAUCAUAAAUUAAAAUUACUAGGAUUUUUUUCAUUUGUGAUUUGUUUUACUAGGAUUGAGUUAUGAUGUUAAGUUGCCAAAUUAAUUACAUACUUGCUUUAAAAUUUAAAUUUCUCAUCACCCAGCAGCUACUUGCUGAUCUGGAUUUAGUUUGUAAUUUUAAUUUCCAAAAUGCCCAUUGGCAAAAAAUUCAUCUGGGAAAUGUUGUGAUGAUGUAUUUAUUAUACCUGUUAACUUUCUACCUUUAACUCUGCUUGCGAUCAUCUAGAGUGACUGGAAAGAAUUGUGGAAGCAGGAGGAAAAUACUCUUUUGUUUUUUUAGUGUCAUGCCUCUAAUGAGGAGUAUAAAUUGAUGUGUCCUAAAAUAAAAACUUAAUAAAGGAGAGAAAUCUCUUUUUUCAGCUGUUGGAAUAGUGUAUUGUUUAGAGUUAAAGCCAAAUUUUCUUUACAUUGCAAAUGUCAUUAUAACGUGUAAUUGAUAAAUAUCCUAAGAAAAGGAUAAAUUAAAUAUUAUUUCCAUUUUUUUCUUUGUGUUAAUGUCCAGUGCUGCAGAAAUAUAACCAUGGAUGCUCAGGAUGGGCAGAAAUUACUUCUCGCCGUCUGUGAUGUGGAAUUUUUAGUAUAUGUAAUGCUCAAGUGAAGCUGCAAACCGCAUAUUUGCUUUUUAAUCACUCUUAAACAUUUGAAAUUUUUCUGAUACACUAAAUCUGUUGAGAAUUGAAGCUGUGUUUUAUAUCCUAUGAAUCCCCACAGCUGGGCACACCUGUAGGACAUAAUGUUUAACAGAACGGCUGAAACAGUGAGCAAAAGAGGCUUACAUUCUGUGUAGAAGAAUCUGUGUCUAGGUUUUUGUCUUCAGUAAUUCUUAUCAAUGGUAAUUUUUUGAUCACAUUGUGAGUUUGAGUUUUAUAUGUGGAUACACAGAAACUCUUAGGCCUCAGACUAACUAAGAUUUGGGGAAUAUUUGAGCUUUCAUUUAAAAUUUCCUGAAUUUCAGAAGUCCAAGGUCAGAGUGGGAUGUACUAGGAGGGCCAUAAGACUACCUAAAAAAUGUUAAAGGGGAAGUGGAUACUUCCAGGUUGGAGAAAGAAAUUUGUUCAUGAAGCUUAAACUUGGGCAGGCCUCCAGGAAGCCCAGAAGAAUAGUGCAGCUUGAGCUCUCCUUUUACUACCAUCCUUGUCAUUUAUUUUAGCAUAGGGCAGAGACCCCCACCCCAGCCUUAUGUCUCUUGUUUUAUCACAUUCAGCUGGUAUUCGGGAAGUCUGUGGAGGCAAGUGGUAAAGAAUAAAACUUCCUACAUAUAAAUCAUAGUAAUUGGGUGGUCAUAUCACAGAAGCACCUGGACUUGAUUUGCUGUGGCCUAAUAAUGGUAUCACCCUAUUUUUCAGACUAUAAGAUGAACUCCCCAAAUUUGGGAAGAAUGGGGGGGUGCGUCUUACUGUCCAAAUGUAGCUUGUCUGGCUCGCUGUGGGGCGGGGGACAGCAGUGGAGCAGGGUCACAGGUUAUUAAGUAUUGUACCACUCUUUUUGCUUCAAAAGUUUUCCCAUUUCCUCCUCUAAAAAACCUAGGUCGGUCCUAUAGUCCUAAAAAUACAAUAUGCAUCAAGUGUCUUUUGGGGGAAAUAAAUCUCAAAGUAAUAAUAAUAUUAGUAUAUUAGUAUCUGAGAUGCAAAAAAAAAUUUUCACGUGUCUCAUUAGCUAACAAUAAUAGGAAAAAAGCCAUCUCUGAUUUAUUAAAUCUACUUGCAACUGGCGAACACUUGUUAGGAAAAUGUUCUCAGGUUUUCACAAAAGUUAACAUUUUUAUGCUAAAGGAAGGCUACUUAGUCCUAGUAAAAAUCUUAAUAGCACCAGAAAAGGAUUUAAAGAGUAGUGGUUUAAUUUAAAAAUAGCUAAUCAGAAACAUGUUUUAACAAAAUGGCUUUUGUGGCAAAGUACAUCAUACAAAUGAAUGAAAACCAUACCUUAACAUUUUUCUUAGUAUCUGUUUUCACAAAUUUAGAUGCCCUUUUCUUCACUUGUUCUUAGUUAGGGUUGUGGAGAGGUGUUCAUCAACCUUUGGAAAAUAAGACCUAUGUUUCCUCUCCUGAGAAAAAGUAUGUUUGCAUAACAUACUACAAUUGCUGCGUAAUAUUUCAGUGAGUUCUUGGACUUCUUUAAAGCACAUCUGUGAAUCUUACAGAAAUUCUUAUACUCCAUGUGAAAAUCUUGCCAUAAUAGUUUUAUUUCCCCCAGACUACUGUUCUACUAUAUUAAAAUUAAAAUUAUUUUUAGAAACUUUGUCCCCUUGCCAGACUUCCAAAGCUAGAGUACAAAAAUCUUAUGAGUGAUUCCUAGGAAAUCUUGUUAGUUUAUGGUAGCUAUUAACUUGUAAAUUGUAGCUUUCAGGAGAUGUCAGAUUUAAGACAAAACCUACUGAAAUAUUGUCAAGUGAAACAAAAAUCAGAAUUCAUUUUAUUUUGACAAAAAUUUGAUGAAUAGUGAACAUGCUUUGGAGUGAUUAAAAAUGUGAAAAGGAAAAGAUUUUAUUUAUUUAUUUUUAAAGAUUUUAUUUAUCUUUAGAAAGGAAGAGAAGGAGAGAGGGAGAGAGAUAUCAAAGUAUGGUUGCCUUUCAUGCUUUCCUGGCUGGGAACUGGCCUGCAACCCAGGCAUAUUGACUGGGAAUGAAACCGUGAUCCUUUGGUUCGCAGGCCUGAGCUCAAUCCACUGAGUUACACCAGCCAGGUCAGGAAAAUAUUUUUAGAAAUCUUUUCCCAAGAUCUUCACAAAAACUAUCCUAAGAAGGUGUCUAUUUCAUAAUGAUUGUAUAUUGCUAAUUCUGAUAAAGAAUUUAAAAAAUAUGAACAUUGUCUUUGAAGGGCCUCCACGUGUGAUCUGCUUUACACCACGUGGUCUCACCUCGCCUCCCACACCCACCCCCCACCCUAUUUGUAAUCUUUGUAAUUGGCCAGUUUGCAGCUAGUACAGCCUCAGUGCUAGAAACGGUUUUCUGUAUCUGGGCUCUCUGUAACCUUAUUUGGCAUAUAGUUACUGAGCAUCUACAGUUUAUGAGUUACUGAGUCAAGUGCAAGAUAAAAUAAUUCAUUACUAGGUUAUUUAUGUAAAUUUACGUUGAAUUCAAACCUGGGUUUAGAUGUCUUAAAGUGUGAACUACAUGUAGCUGGGUUUGGUAAUAUCCUUUAGUAUGUCAGAACAAUAAAUAUAUAAUCGACGUUUUAAAUAGCUAUGUGGCUUUACCUAAGUCAUACAGACUUUAGGAAUAAAAAAUAUAGGAUAUUUUGACAGACCACUUUAUUUAGAAUUGGAAGGAGAAUAUUUAUUUAAGAAUUGUAUCAGAGUGCAUUGAAUCUUUUUAGCUUAGUUUUUUUAGUUCGAACCUUUCUGAUAGUCUUUCAGUAAAAAUGUGUUCAUAUUAAAAUUAAGUGUGAUAUUUGCUGUGAAUUAGAAUGUACCUCAAAAUGUUAAACCAGAAUCUGCAGAAUUACUUGUGUUAAUUAGAAUCAGAGGCCUAAAAUUUGAUUUCUGUUAUCAGUACUGGCAAAUUUAAUUUUCCCUUUUAGUCAGUUAUUUAGUGAAGGUUUCUUUGGUUAACAGUUUUCAUUUUCAGUUUUUAGAUACCCUGAAUCUCAAGUGUGAAAUUAUAUUUGAAUUAAUGAAUGUAAGGAUUGAAGGAACCCCCUGUAGUCCACUGCCAACUGUGUUACUUGAACAAUCUAAUGUUUUCUGAACAAAAAAUAACUAAGGAAAGCCUUUUUUCCUGGAUCCAUUUUGUUGGAUGAGUUUGCAUUCAUCUUUUCCAUCUCCCAUUUUUUACUCUACUAAUAGUAUCAACACUUCAUUGUCUCAUAUUGUUGCGUGUAAGUUCCUUUUGCCUCCUUACAUAGAUCAUAAGAUAAGUUCUAGGUAAAUUUUUAGAACUGGUGAGUUACUUAUUUCACAAUCUGCUUUUCCCCCAGUCCCCUGCACAAGGAUACAUAAGCUAAAUUUUGGGUGCUUAAUAUGCUGGCUGCUUUUCUGUGCCCCUUGUGCUUAUCGACUCAUUUCAUCCCGUGGAUUGCUAAAUGAGGUAGAUAUCAUUGUACUUCGUUUCCAAAAAAAAAGAAAAAGAAAACAAAAAACAGGGUUCAAUGACUAACUUCCCAGCAUUUGGAGCAAAUGCCAGAACCUAGAUUUAAAACCCAGUGUGAGAGCCUGAGAGUCUGGUGAUACCUUACUAAGUUAUAUUGCCUCUUACAUGUAGUAGGUUUUUGAUGCAUCUUUUUCCACUGGUUAUCUUCAAUAUGAAGGUUGUCAUUUUCUGGCACUUAACUGCCAAAGCAAAGCUGCCUUUACUCUAUUGUUUAUGCAAAAACAGAGUAGGAGUAUCAGUACACACUGUAUUGUGUUUUAAUUAAACCUCUUAAGUUGCUCAUGUAGUUAUUUAAAACUUCUGGGUUGGCCCUGGCUGGUGAGAACCAAAGGUUCGAUUCCCAGUCAGGGCACAUGCCUAGGUUGUGGGCAAGUGCAAGCGAAUAAUCCAUGUAUCUCUCACACAUUGAUGUUCCCCUCUCUCUCUCCCUUCCCCUCUCUCUAAAAAUAAAUCUUUUUAAAAAAAGAAAGUUGAUUGGGUAAUAAAAUAAUUAUUAAAUAUUAAUAUUAAAUAUUUAAUAAUUAUUAAGUAUAAAAUGUAUAUGUAACCAUUGUAUCAACCAUUUCUUGGACUCAUCGUCACACCACAAUCUCCAGUCAUCUUCCCUUCCUGUUAUGACUGUUGUGCUUUCAGCCCGAGAAUUAGUCUGUUUCAUGCAUCCAAUUUCUUGCCAUGUCUGGAUGUAGCGUAUGUAUAGAAUUGUUUUCUAUUUCAGCUGUUGCUGUAAUUGGACUCUUUACAUUAACCUAGACUUAUUUUUUGCUUUAAUAUUUCUUACAUGUUUGUGACAUUAUAUGCCCUUAAAGUACAGCUUUCACCAUAUUUUUCGUGUUCAGAACUUCAGUGGUGUUGUAUUACCUUCAAAGUCUGGUUUUCAUUACCAGCUAAGUUGGGUUCCACUCAUUUUCACACAUCAUUUGAUCCCGCAUUUACUGCUGUAUAUAUAGUCUUUGUGUUUACUUAUCCUAUACUUAUCCCUGUGCUUUUAUUGGCAAGUAUAUGAAAUUGUAGAUUUAAGUUUGUGUUGUAGUCUGAUAAUGUAUUGUAGAAAGAAAAGAAUUAUGAUUGAAAUGGAGUUUGCAACUGGAAAUUUCAGUAAGGCAAGCACUUUUUCUCUUUAGGACGUGUACAUCAUCUGUCUAGAACACUUUCCCCAGCUUUUUGCAUGGCUGCUUUAUUUACAUUUUGAGGAUUUGGGUUAGAUCAGGGGUGUCACUCAUUUCCACGGGGGGCCACAUCAGCCUUGCAGCUGCCUUCAAAGGGCCGAAUGUAAUUUUAGGACUUUAUAAAUGUAACUACUUCUUAACGGUUAAGUGAGAGCUCGGUGCUGCCGCUGGGUAGAAACAAGGUGCAGGGCUGGAUUCGGCCCGCGGGCCUUGCGUUUGCCACCUGUGUGUUAGAUGUUUCCUCUCAGACCAGGUACACCCUAUUGAUAAUAUUUAUGAGAGCACCUUGUUAGUUUCAGUCUUAGUACUUAGCUACUUUAUUUUUUUAAUAUAUUUUAUUAAUUAUGCCAUCACAGUUGUUCUAUUUCCCCCCUUCAUUCCCCUCCACCCUGCACACCCCCUCCCCCACCAUUCCCCCCCUUUAGUUUAUGACCACAUGUCUCAAGUUCUUUAGAUUCUAUAUUUCCCAUACUAUCCUUGCCCUCCCCCCUAUUUUCUAUCUACCAUCUAUGCUACUUAUUUUCUGUACCUUCUCCCCCCUUCUCCUUCUCCCACUCCCCUGUUGCUAACCCUCCAUGUGAUCUUCAUUUCUAUGAUUCUGCUCCUGAUCUAGCUGUCCUCUUAGUUUGCUUUUGUUUUAGGUGUGGUUGUUAAUAACUGUGAGUUUGCUGUCCUUUCACUUCAUCUUUUUUAUCUUCUUUUUCUUGGGUAAGUUCCUUUAACAUUUCAUAUAAUAAGGGCUUGGUGAUGAUGAACUCCUUGAAUUUGAUCUUAUCUGAGAAGCAAGUUAUCUGCCCUUCCAUUCUAAAUGAAAGCUUUGCUGGAUAGAUCAAUCUUGGAUGUAGGUCUUUGGAUUUCAUGACUUGGAAUACUUCUUUCCAGCCCCUUCUUGCCUAUAAGGUCUCUUUUGAGAAAUUUGCUGACAGUCUGACGGGAACUCCUUUGUAGGUGACCUUUAAUUUAUUAAUCUUCCCCACUAGAUUUUAAACUGAGAGCAGAGACUGUUUUCACUUUCAUUGCAUUUCCAUUGCUUUGUACAGAGAUUAGGUAUUCAAUAUUUACUAGAGAUACAAAUAAAGGAACAAAUGCUGCUGUUCAUUCAGAGCCUUAUGUCAGUAUAUUCCUAGUCCUUUGCCUGUUUGCUAAAGAUAAUGCCUAGCACAUAUAUUAGAUGCUCAAUAAACAUUUGUGAAAUGAACAAAGCCAAAGUUAUCUUCCUGAAUAAUGGUAUAUGAGCUGUAGUACAAUCAAUAGUCUUUAGGAGAGAAAGUAAAAUUUUUAUGCAUCUGUAAAAGAUGAAGAAACCGAGCCCCCCCACCCCACGAAGUAAUAUGCUGAAAACUACACAAUUUUGUUAUGAAGGUUUUUCCCUGGGAUUUGGGGGUUUUCUUUUUUAACCACAAAACUCGUGUUUCUUUUUGCUCUUCGUUUCCAAUUUGACUACUCCAACUACCUCAUUUUGAAAGAAUUUAAACUCUAAUUCUUGAUUUUUUCAUACAUAAUAAACCAAUUAGAUAAGAUGAUUUUUUAAGUCUGAAGUUACAUGGUUUUAUGAUUACAUGUCUUUUCAGCAACUCAAGAAUAUUCCUUUUAAAUAAAUUUGUAGUUCAUUGCUGAGGGUAUUUUUUAAUUUUGCUUCUUUGUAAAUCACACUCAUUGAAAAACACUUCAUUCUUUGUUUUUUUCCCUAACAAGUAUACAUUUUUAAGAGUGUGUAGUGUGUGUAUUUCUGGUUAUAGGAAGGAAACGCAAAAGGAUGAAAAUAUUACACAUCAAAUGUACAAUAGAAAAGGGAAAAAGUAUGAAGCCUUUAAAGUAUUUUCCUAUUUUCUAACCACUAAAAAUCCUAAAGUUGUUUGAAACUACCAUUCUGUAAAAUUUUUUUGCCUUGUUGCAUAUGUUCAAAAUAUGUUUUCAUGUGUUAAGAAAAUUGGAAAGUGGCUUACAGAUGGCCAAAUUAUAGAUUGCCAGUAAUGUCUAGUAAAAAUAAAGAUGCUACUAACAUAAUUUUAAAAAGUACCCAGCAACAAACUACAAGUUUCAUCAAAGAGAAUUGGAGUUGCCAAACAGUUAAAAAAGUGACAUCGGAGACAGUGAUGUAUUUGGGCAGGAUUUUUUGUAGGAAGGAUGGCACUGUGGAUGCUGCUAAUAAGGUCAUUGGGUUAAUUCUAGGAAGUUUGAACAGGACACAUUUAACCAAAAGUGGUUUUGCUGUGCUGAUUCCAUUGGUUGGAGACCUUUAUGACAGAUGGGGCUUAGAGUUCAGAAACAAGGUAACGGAGAGGUAAGCAUGUCAGGGGCUUUAGUGCUGGAACUAGAACGACAAUCACAAAAUCGUUAAGAGAAAUUUUAUGAACUAGGAAUUAAAAGAAAUUGUAAAAUGAGCCAUAAUUUUAAUUCUAAAAGCAGCCUUAAACUAUGACGAGAAUUUAGGACUAAGAAAAAGUUGGUUUGAAAUAUUAUCAGUGUUUUCUCUUAAAUGUUCUUUCAAUUUUGUAAACAUUUAUUGAGCACUUACCAUGUACUGGGUAUUUUAACAGACAAAGUAUCUUUUUAGCUUCCUAGGCUCUUCUCUUUUUGUUUUAAUAUAUAAAGUAAUGUCUACUGUUUGUUUAAUAAAGGGUUUAUUUUAUUAGAAAUUGCUUCUCUGUGAUUUCUUCUCGAUGCCCUCGUUACCACUUUAACUGUGGUCAUCUUUUAGGGUCUAAUCUGGUUGGGUUGGAGCAGCGCUGCUGAAAGAGGAAUGAUCCUUGGUAAACAGCCUGGCAGUUUCAGACAGAGGGAAAAAACACACGGAAACCUUUUGUCACAUAUGGAACACUUCGCCAAUUUUAUGCACGUAAUGCACAUUUUAUAUAUUUUAAUGUAAGACGACUUUUACAAAAACUCAGUGUUCUGUUGUUACCGUGUGAUCAUUAGGUGCGUAUGUAACACAAGGACCGUGUUGGUUAGGUUAGUUCAGCCAACACGACGUUCCUCUGUUCAUCUUCAGUAAUGGACUUGCCUAUUGAUUUUAAUGUCGGCUACAGCAAAUUUGUUUUUUUGUGGUUCAUGAAAAUAGUAACAAAUGCCACCAUUAAUUAAAUGCCUUAAUGUAAAUAGUGGGGAAAAAAACCUCAAUUUGAAUGCAGAAUUAGAAUGCGUCUGUGCUAUGCAGUUGAUUCAGAGUGUGAUGUUUUCAACAAAUCAGUUGGGUUAUGUAAGGAAGUCGGCCUUCGAUCUACCACUAGGUAGUAGCACAUGGUCUGUCAGUAUUUGCAUGUCACUGUCAAAAUCGUCACACCUGGUAUAUGAAUUUAGUUAAGUAGUUUUAUUUUUCUUGAACAACCCUAAAAUAUGUAAUACAUCUUAGUUUAAAAUCUGUCAUGCAAGGUGGAGAAGGGUCCAAAAUUACAGGCAUCAUGCAGACUUGCACUCCUUAAAGUAAAUCAAGUGUGAAACACGGCUGCCAGUUUCUGUCCCAGAUUACUGGCACACACACAGCGCACUGAGCCCUUGAUGACAGGAAGCCGCCUCCCUUAGCCUCAGUUACUGGGGCCCCUGCCUGAGAUCAAUUACUUGGACAUGAAGACAUUUUAACAUUUUCGAUGAUUCUUGACAAUAAGAUCUUGAUGAUCUUAAUGAUUAUGUCCAUUUUUCUGUUUGUAUUUUCUGUGUUGGGUCAUUGGAUGUAGUCCUCAGACAUAACGCAUGCUAGCCUCUAACAGCUAUGAAGCAACCUGUUUGUUACAUGUGUGUCUGAAUUUGUAGACUAGGUUCAAAUAUUAAAUAAAUCUGUAACAAAAUAAUAAACACUAUUGCCAAGAAGCUUGUACCAACAGUCUCAACAAAUUUUGAUUAGAAAACUAAGUUAUUAGAAAAGUUCUAAGAAAGUUGCAUACUUGAGUAACAGCACAGAAGAGCAGUUCCUAUUUUGUACACUCUGGAGGAUAUUUUUUUAAGCUAUGAGAGAAAGUUUACUUAGAGGCAGCCACAGAGGUAGAAGAAGUGAGCCGUAGAAGAAAUGGGCUCAGGAAAGGCAUUGCAGAAGCAAAGGAAGAGGGAGGGAAGGAGGGAGGUACGCUGCGGGUGUGCUCUGGAUAAAGCACAGCACCGGGUCCCGGUCUUAAGGGCUUUUAUGUGGGGGUCUCAGUGGACUACAUCAGCAUUCCAGGUGUGCCCCUCAGGGUUGUGGUGUCCACAGCCAGGUUGUCACCAGGGAAGAGAGGGUCACUAGUCAGUGCAGCUGGGUCUGAGGCAGCCAUGGGUUGCUCUGACUGGUUUUACUGCUUCUCUAGGCCUGAAGCUGAAACAUAGCUGAGACCUAGGUGUCACCUCCAGGGGUUAAUGCCUAAGGAAGUGGUCGUUUAAGGCCUUUGCCCUUUGCUAGAUACUUGGGGCUCUCCACCCUGGGGACCCUCUCUCUGCACCAAGCCUAUUGUCCCUAAUCAUGCCUAUCUCAGCUCUUGCCUAUCUACCUGCUACAUCCCCACCCUCCCACCCCCCUCAAGGAUCUUGGCUCUGAAUUUUCUAAGGGAAAGAAAUGUAGGGUCUCUUCUGUAGCUACUUCCUGCAGAUGGAAGGGUCAUCAAAGGUCAGUAGUCCCCGAGUAUGAAUAGGGUUUGGUAACCUGUUAGAGGCAACUUGUAUUAUAAAUCUUCAUGUUAUUGGAGCAAAAACUAGAACAACAAAGAAUUAUGGUGGACAGUGCUAGAGGAUAUUUUGUAGACAAAACCAUUGAUGUACAGUGUCUAAAUCAUUAUUUGGCAUAAAUGACUGAGAAGGCCUUGAAUAUAAAACACAGAUUACAUGAGGAAAUAAGUUUUGGUGAGGACUAGACAGGAUGUGUUAAUCUUUAAUGAUGGAUCAGCAGUUCGGGGGCAGAAAUGAAGGUGGUUGUUAGGUAAAUAAGAGGCUUAUACAAAAAAGUCGUUAACUCAUCCCAUUCGUAAAAGAGCAGUUACUUGUUCAACAAGAAACCAUGAAGACACUGUUUCAGUGUUGAAGGGAAUAGAAAUACAAUUAAAUUUUACCCCUUGUGUCUACACUAUUUUUUAUAACGGCGCUGUAUGGAACACUGGUCAGGAAGUUUCAAAGCUGUUUUUUAAUCCAGUUCUGCCUCUUCAGAGAAAAGGGGUUCAUAGGAGGUUUUGAAAUAAAAGCAGAUUAAAACAAUUUUUGGUGACAUUGUUAAUUUAGUAAAGGGCUUUCCCUUGAUGUGAGGUGUCUAGCUCAUGGCGUCUCAACCAGUCUUUCUACUGUUGUGAAGAGACGUCCCUGCCUCCAGGUCCAUAAUGUGAACUGUAGUGACAGGCAGUUGAGAUGAUUUUAAGAUUACACAAAAUUUUGUGCAAAUGGCUCAGUUUUACAGAGCUUCAAUCCCCAGUACCUCCCCCAACCUCAUUUUCUUGGUUUACCGCUGACACAAUAUAUUUGGGUACUUAUUUAAAACCACAUCCAAAUACUGCAACAUAAUAUGAAAGAAUACUCUCCUAAACUGAGUGCAAAAGACAGAUUGGGAAUCCAUUUAACACCAUCUGCAGGGAGAUUUUCCUUUUGGUGAUUCAAGGUAAGAAGAUCAUUGUGAAAGUAUAUGACUGAAGAAUAUUAU
This is a messenger RNA of Artibeus jamaicensis (Jamaican fruit-eating bat), 12934 nucleotides long. RefSeq names its product chromosome unknown C3orf38 homolog (gene CUNH3orf38). Lineage: Eukaryota; Metazoa; Chordata; Mammalia; Chiroptera; Phyllostomidae. The transcript is spliced from 3 exons. The record is from RefSeq and is a predicted model, not a curated record. The coding region runs from base 215 to 1162 and encodes 315 amino acids.